GUUCCUUUUUCCUUUUCUUUUUCUCAAACUUUUGAAAUCUCUACAAUGACAAAUACUUUUUAUUUCAAAGAUGGAAUGGAUAACCUUUUUGAUGAGUAUGGUGAAAGAGUUUAUGAUUCCAUGGAAGGCGUCUUAACAGAAAUUACAGGUUCAAACAUUGUACUUGAAACAAUAACUAGCCGCAGGAGUUAUUUAGCUAAUAAACCUGCUGAAAAGGAUAUUAUAGUGAAAGAGACUAAGGAAACAAAAAAUUUAGACGAUAAGUCUGCCAAAUCAGCAGUUUAUAACACUUAUACAGACAAGCAAAGAGAGGAUUUUAUUGAUAAAAUGAUUGAGCAUCCUGAAGAGAAAGGAAAUAUCACUAAAUUUUCUAAAGAACUCUUGAUUAACCCACGCACUGCGGAAAGAUGGUGGAAAACAUACAAAAAGACGGGAGAAGUGCCCUAUAAAUAUAUUUUAUAUCAUGUGUUAAUUUUUAGCGUGAUAGCAUUCACUGACUUCAUAAUAAGUACCAUCCUCUCUUAUGCCAUAGCUUACAUACUUGUUUAUUUUCUCUGAUUUACAGUAGUUCCAUUGGUCGUCUUUAAGAGAUUUGUCUUCAUUUAUGUCAAAUUUAUUGAGUAGCAAUUGAAUUGUCUUUAACAUCUUUUCGUUAAUAUCAGCACCAAUAUAUACAACAUCUGUGCCAUUUUCUAGUUUUUUGAUCUUUACUUCUUGAACAACUUUCAAUUUAUAUCUUUUUAUGUUUUUCAAAUCUUCAAAAUAUACAUAUAACAUAGCAACCUCCU
Messenger RNA from Rhizopus microsporus ATCC 52813, 788 nucleotides. RefSeq lists its product as uncharacterized. The transcript has a single exon. Bases 46 to 558 code for a protein of 170 amino acids. Lineage: Eukaryota; Fungi; Mucoromycota; Mucoromycetes; Mucorales; Rhizopodaceae. The record is from RefSeq and is a predicted model, not a curated record.